GUGCUCCAUGGCGGAAAAAAAGUUUACUGAUUCAUGGAUGCACAGGCUGCUGCUGCUGCUGCUGCUGCUGCUGCUGCGCAAUCGGGCAAAUUUACGCACCUUGUAGAUUUAUUUCCUUCAGGGCCACAUGUCUCUCAGGCUGAUUUGAUAAACGAUGACUGGCCUGGCUACAGUUUAGACCUCUUCAGCUAUCCGGCUCACUACUCCGGAGAUUUAGACUGUGUCAUCAUUCCGCACGGCGUGAUUAUGGACAGGACAGAACGUCUGGCUCGAAACAUCAUGGAUGACCUAGGGGACCAUGACAUCGUGGUGCUGUGUGUGCUGAAAGGAGGCUACCAGUUCUGUGCCGACCUGGUGGACAGGAUCAAGGCCCUUAGUCGCAACUCCAACCACACAAUCCCCAUGAGGGUCCACUUCAUCCGCCUCAAGAGCUACCUGAAUGACCAGUCAACAGAGGAUCUUCACAUAGUCGGAGCAGAAGAUUUGUCUUUUUUAGCUGGAAAGAACGUACUGAUCGUGGAGGCCAUUGUAGGCACCGGAAAGACAAUGAAGACUCUCCUGAAGCAUGUUGAAGCCUUCAGGCCAAAAAUGAUCAAAGUAGCAGGAUUGCUGGUGAAGAGAGUCCCACACAACUCAGCAUGUCUUCCUGACUAUGUCGGCUUUGAGAUACCCAAUCGGUUUGUGGUUGGCUAUGCCUUAGACUACAAUGAGUAUUUCAGAGACCUAAAUCAUAUCUGUGUGAUCAGUGAAAGUGGGAAGACAAAAUACAAAGUUUAAAAAAAGGCGACUGUCACACAGAUGUCAUCUAACAGCAAGCCUGAACAUACUCCAGUGUGCCAAGUGCCAUUCACUUACAGCUGCUAUGGUGACAUUUGAUCUCAAGCAUCCCUGUUUUGUUAUAACAUUCCUUUGGUGAAACAUUUGUUUUAACAAUAGACACGGACAUUACACUGGUAAUUUUAGCAAAGCUAACACAUGCUUUCCCAUUUAUUCUUUGUGUUUACCGAACUAAUUCACAUGGAAAGUGUUUAAUGCUACUGCCUUUGUCAGUUUGACUAAAUGCCACCUUUGUAUGUAAUGUUAAGACUCUGAUAAUCCUGUGUGAAUGUGAUUUUUAAAUCAGUGAUUAGCAAAGUAACAAAGAAAAAGGGAGUUUUUUUUAUAAGGAAAUUAGUGAUAGAAGUUUACAUUCUCUUCCCAGGUUCAUUGCCUUUUUAAUGUUUCUUUAGUUAGUUCUCCUGCUGUCACUUUUAUUGCUCAGGGGCAAACAAAGUAGUUCUGUAAACACUCAAUGUGCUAACUACCUCUUUUUUUUUUUUUUUUUUUUUUUUAGUAUUUGAGGUGUAGUGGGAUACUCUGUUUCUGUAUUUCCUUUUAUAAUUUAACAUAUCAGUAAAGUAUUUUUAACAUGUC
This is a messenger RNA of Dicentrarchus labrax (European seabass), 1413 nucleotides long. It is a transcript of the gene prtfdc1b, whose product is annotated as phosphoribosyl transferase domain containing 1b. Bases 34 to 777 code for a protein of 247 amino acids. The transcript has 9 exons. The record is from RefSeq and is a predicted model, not a curated record. Lineage: Eukaryota; Metazoa; Chordata; Actinopteri; Moronidae. Gene Ontology annotation, molecular function: magnesium ion binding; hypoxanthine phosphoribosyltransferase activity. Gene Ontology annotation, biological process: GMP salvage; guanine salvage; hypoxanthine metabolic process.